Antrostomus carolinensis (chuck-will's-widow) is the source of this 381-nucleotide messenger RNA. Its product is annotated as protein N-lysine methyltransferase FAM173A-like. The transcript has 3 exons. Gene Ontology annotation, biological process: positive regulation of proton-transporting ATP synthase activity, rotational mechanism; regulation of mitochondrial ATP synthesis coupled proton transport; peptidyl-lysine trimethylation. The record is from RefSeq and is a predicted model, not a curated record. Gene Ontology annotation, cellular component: mitochondrion. The annotation marks the transcript as partial. Gene Ontology annotation, molecular function: protein-lysine N-methyltransferase activity. Lineage: Eukaryota; Metazoa; Chordata; Aves; Caprimulgiformes; Caprimulgidae.
GUGGUGGAGGCUUAUAAGGAAGGUCUGAGACCAGCCGUUGGCUAUGAGCUCAACCCUUGGCUGCUGUGUCUCUCCAGCUACCGGGCCUGGAAGGCUGGGUACCACGAGAAGGUUGCCUUCCUGAAGGAAGAUCUGUGGAAGGUGAAUCUCUCUGAUUGCUACAAUGUGAUCGUGUUCCUGGCCCCCAGCGUGAAUCCUCUCCUGGCUGCCAAGCUCCUUGCAGAACUCCCUGAUGAAGCUCGAGUGGUGGCUGGACGUUUCCCCUUCCCCUGCUGGACCCCCAGCAGGACCCUUGGAGAGGGGCAGGAGCAAGUCUGGGCCUAUGACAUGAAGGAGGUGCGGCGAGCGGCGCGGAGCAGCGCGGAGGGAAGCCCUGUCUAA